This is a messenger RNA of Mycosarcoma maydis (corn smut), 630 nucleotides long. RefSeq names its product putative imidazoleglycerol-phosphate dehydratase HIS3. Lineage: Eukaryota; Fungi; Basidiomycota; Ustilaginomycetes; Ustilaginales. The transcript has 3 exons. Gene Ontology annotation, molecular function: imidazoleglycerol-phosphate dehydratase activity. The coding region runs from base 1 to 630 and encodes 209 amino acids. The record is from RefSeq and is a predicted model, not a curated record. Gene Ontology annotation, biological process: L-histidine biosynthetic process.
AUGGCGUCAAACACAUCCGCUGAUGCGUUUGAGAGGCGCACCGCUGAGGUCAAACGUGUUACCAACGAGACCAAGAUCGAGGUUUCGCUUUCAUUGGACACUCACCCUACAUUCGCGCCACAGAUCAUCAAUGUCAAGACUGGUAUUGGGUUUCUCGACCACAUGCUGCACGCCCUUGCUAAGCACGGUGGAAUGUCUUUGACCCUUGCUUGCGACGGCGACCUCUGGAUCGACGAUCACCACACCGCAGAAGACUGUGCGCUUGCUCUCGGUGCCGCAUUCAAGAAGGCGCUAGGCCCUGUGAAGGGUAUCAAGCGCUACGGAACCGGCCACGCACCUCUUGAUGAAGCGCUCAGCCGUGCUGUGAUCGACAUCAGCUCGCGUCCAUACUGCGUUGCUGAGCUCGGGCUGAAGCGCGAAAAGAUCGGCGACCUCAGCUGCGAGAUGAUUCCACACGUGUUCCACAGCUUUGCCAUGGAGGCUGGUGUGACGCUGCACGUCGACUGCCUGCGCGGUGACAACGAUCACCACCGUGCCGAGUCAGCUUUUAAGGCUCUCGCUCUGGCUAUCAAAGAGGCUAUUACCAGGACAGGAUCGGAUGAUGUGCCUAGUACCAAGGGCGUUCUGUGA